AUGAGUCAACAACAGCAGCGCAUCAACUCCGUGGUCGGCGAGCGGAUCGCGGCCGUGGUCGACGACAUGCUGACGCGCUGUGCGCUGUUGCCGCACCUGUGCUCGGCCUGCGUUGUUCGCGACGACGCAAACGAGAGCGACGCAGAAAACGCACGCCCAGCGUCCAACACAUCCGAGUUUGCGUGGGACGGCGCAUCGCAGCUGAGCGAGGACACGCUGCAGAUGCUGCAGGCACACAGACGAACAGAGAAGACAUACGCCGCCGACACAGACAACCGCGAGCUCAGCAUUGCCGUGGAGGAGUCCACCCGCAAGCUCAUGCACCACCUCAGCAAGCGGCCGCACGAGGCGCAGGCGCUGCGGCAGCGGCCGGUGCACCUGCCGGAAUCGUUCAAGACACUCACGCAGCGGCUGCAGCAGCUCCGCGAUGUGCUCUACCUCAAACUCACAACCAACGUCGAGGAUGAGCGCAGCCAGCAGGAGAAGGUCAACAAGCUUCGCGCCAACGAGAAGAAGAACAUUGCGACCCUCAAGUCGCUGGAGACGAAAUUGCGGCAGGCGCAGCGCGAGCAUCACCAGGAGACCGAGCGGAGAGACGCCAUCAUCGCAGACCUCGAGGAUGAUUUGGACUUUAUCGCUCACAGCGCCGCAGAACACAGCAGGCAAACCCUGCGCGAGGCCAGGCGCAAGCAAGACCAUCACGAGCACACGAUGAACACGGACGGCAAACAGCUCAACGAGCAGCUGGACAAGCUGGAAAAGGAGCUUGCGAGCAUGAGGAAGAAGCACAAGGACGAGGAAACAAAGCUGCGCAAGCGAAAGCUGAAGCUGCAGGCGCAGAUAGAGGGGUGGAUCAUGAAGUACGACCAGGACAUGGGCGAGAAGCAACGCGAACUCGACGGUAUUCAGCAGCAAUAUGGCGCAGAGUCGAAGCAGCUGCAGGAGCUGGAGGAACGGUUCAACGUGCUUGAGAUUGAGUACAAUCGCAUUAUGGAGGAGAGGCGAGCGGAGCGCGAGUACAAGCAGCAGGCGGAGGAAGAGAUGCAGAAGAUGAUACGCGCUGCCCUGCUCAUCCAGUCCUGUUGGAAGGCAUACAAGUCCCGCAAGGCCGCACGAAAGGCGGCUGCCAAGAAGAACAAGAAGAAGGGAAAGAAGAAGAAGUAA
This is a messenger RNA of Salpingoeca rosetta, 1164 nucleotides long. RefSeq lists its product as uncharacterized. Gene Ontology annotation, molecular function: protein binding. The record is from RefSeq and is a predicted model, not a curated record. Lineage: Eukaryota; Choanoflagellata; Craspedida; Salpingoecidae. The transcript has 5 exons. The coding region runs from base 1 to 1164 and encodes 387 amino acids.